UUCGUCAGACCUACCUUCAGUUCCAUGGGAGGCUUUGAGGGUCAUCUGUUCCCAGGGCUGUCUCUCUUCUUCUAUGGACUUUAUCAUGCACGACUCGUCUCCAGGGCUUUGAUAUGUAACUACCCUAUCCAGUAUCCUCCACGCCGUCCCUGGAGCAAAGGAAGAUGGGCGAGGCUACAGCAAAUAUACUAUGUCGGGUUCGUGAAGAUAUUGAGCGCCUGCAUUUUAGUAGCCCAAGAGCUGCAUAGCGUUCAGGGACAGUUUGUACUUAUCAGCAAGAUAUAUCAUCAGAGAAACUUUUUGUACCGCAAACAGUGGCAGCAUCUCACUCUAUAUAUGACCUUUUUCCUGAGUGGCUGUGUAGAUGUGGUGAGCCAGAACGUGCUGCCCCAGAGGUGUGCUGCUCUGGAGCAAGGUGCCCAAGCUCUGGGCAUAUUUCUGUUUGUGGCCCUGAUGGUGUCUCACGUGCAGGACUCAGAAGGAGUGGAGCUGCAGUCUCACGUCCUGCUCACCCAGGCCAUGUUCCUGCUGUCGCUGGUGGUGAUCGCAGAGCUGUGGGCUCCCAACAUGCCACAGCUCCGGGUGAUGAAGGCCUUUUUCUACAUGGUGACAGGCUCUUGGCUGAUGCAGAUAGGGUUUAUGCUGUUCAAACCAAUCUCUGGCCAUAAGUGGAUGGAUGAUGACAAAAACGACGUUGUGUUUGUCACCACCUUCUUCUGCUGGCAUGUGGCUUUCAUUGCCAUUUUGAUGAUCUGGAUCUAUGGCUUCUCCUUUUUGUGGUAUUGUUACAUUUGUUGAUGUCUGGACCUGGUGAGCCUGGAAUGGUUCCUGUCACCUGCACAUUCUGGAAUACCUGGAUGAGAAGUUGUGGGAAGUGGCAUUGUCAGAGAA
Messenger RNA from Ceratotherium simum simum (southern white rhinoceros), 891 nucleotides. RefSeq names its product transmembrane epididymal protein 1-like. NCBI's taxonomy places the organism in Eukaryota, Metazoa, Chordata, Mammalia, Perissodactyla, Rhinocerotidae. The record is from RefSeq and is a predicted model, not a curated record.